CUAGCAGCUAAUCAUUUGUUCAGGGGAUCACUUGUUUGGUUAUUCACUAAUUUGGGCUGGACAGAGACACCCACCACACGGUCGGAACCAAUUAACUUAAUUGGCGGAAUUAACCCGGAGCAGACCUAGCUAGCUAGCUAGCUAACUAGCUAACGCCACCAUUUCAAAACCGAAAAACUGAAGCGCGCCAACGUCAUUUGGUUGUUAAUAUUUUCUUAAUUUUUUUUUUGUAAAGACGGUGAAAAUGGAGCAGGCAGUGUGGCCUGCCUUUCCCAUCAUGUUACCCUACGAGGUAACCCGUAGGCCGUCACAAGUGGCUCGUGAGGAUGCGGGCGUGGUGGCGCCGUUACACCUGAUACCCUGUUAUUACAAUUUGGCUAUUGAAAAACCAAGCCCAAAAGAGAACAAGAAAUUCUUGCUGGACAGGUCUAUAUUUGAUUUGGUGGAAGAUCAUAAAUACCUUUCCUUAACUGACCAAAGGCUGCUGGGUUGGUAUCUCUCUCUGGUGCCAGAGUACAGAAAGAUCAUACAAGAUGAAGGAGGGUUUCACCAGUUCCUGCAUCGACAUCCUGCCCUUGAACUGACUCGGCAUCAUGUUUAUGUGAAGCACAUUUCCUAUGGUCAGCAAAACUCGGAGAUGCUUCCCAAUAAUGUAAGGGAGACCUGGACCAUGCUUGGCCGUAGAAAUGGUGCCGAAAAACCUCCACGUGAGGAAAUCCGCCGCACCACACCGCUUGUUCACCAGCGAGACUGCGUCCAAGCAGCCUUCAGCAACCCCACCAUGCCGCAACCAAACCACCGGAAGGCACACACAAUGAUUUCUGACCCGUCGUGGCGGAUGUCAAGCAGCGCAGCAGCAGGUCUCGCAAACUGCUCUCUGGACGUGGAUCUGGAAAGACGCGGACAGGAUGGCGUGCUCAGCAGCCAGACUGCAACGACUCAAGGCCAAAGUGCUAACUUCACAUACGGUGAAGUCAGUCCGUUACAGUCAGAAUGGACAAAGAUGGAGUCUCCUGAGUACUACAGCUUUGACAGUGUCACAAUGGAUGAUACGGAGUACAGUGACAUGGGCAUCAUCCAGGCAGUUGAGCUGGAUCAGGUCAGCCCUCUUCUGGACCCAGUUGAGGAAAAUGGCACAAAGAAAGGGGGUCAGGAUCAGGAGACUGGUAAUGAGUACAAUGUCGAUGAUGAUGCUGCUAUCUUAAGCUUUGGAAAUCAGAGUGACACCUUCCAUAGCAUCAUGGAGAACGAUGAGAGCAUUCUGGCCUGUCUGACCAGCGAAGGUGGAAAAGCGCUAAAUGAUGGGGUUCAGUCAGGUCCACUCAGCACCGGUACUAACGCACCGGCAGCCAGCAGGGAGACCUUGAAUUCUGACCAGUCUGUCAUGAAGAAUACAGCAGAAAAGCACACCUCCACCAUUCCCUGCGCUACUACCUGUGAUGUUAUGGUUGGCACUGAGCUGGCGAUGUGCAGGUCGGACGCCACUCAAACUGAGAAUUCAAAAACGGCUGACAAGCAUGUCAAUACUGAGGUCCACAUGACCGAUCUGGACUAUCUCACUGAGGAAUUCUUAAAACUCAAGAUGACUCAAGAGGAACUAAGAAAGCAAAAAGAAAAAAGGAAAAGUUUGGGUUGUAAAGUAAGAAAGGAGUGUGACUUUGUCCAGCGUGCUCAGCAGGCAGAGAUGUCCCUCCUGGCCCUGCAGUACAGCAUGUGCAGACAGCACUGCUGGAGACUCUACUCUACCUCUGCUGAGGGAAGACAGGCCACGCCAGUGCCAAACAACCCUCCUGUAGACGUUGUAAGUGUUCUGCAAAAACUGGAAACUGACUAUAAUCAGAUGAAAGAUAAGAUUUUGACAGGGGUUCCUCUGGAGCAACUCAAGCCUUUGUCUGUUGAUUCUGAGAAGAUAACCACAGGUGCAAGUUACAGCCCUGCACAGAUCAUUGAUGAUGUGCUGGGAGUUGUUCCAUCUUGGAGCUCCCAGGAGCCACAGAAACAUGAUACAUCUGUUGAAGAAAAUGGGUGUCCUGACGAUCAAAGCACAAAUGGCUGGCAGCCCGGUCAAAGAAAGGACAAACGGAUCAAGGACAGCAAAGCAGUGAGAGCUGUCACCCUGGUUGCCCAGGAGAGAGGUGCUGUCCAUAAUGCACACAAGCCAGCAGAAAGGCAGACAACAGCUGAGUGCAAAGAGCUUAACGCAUCCGAGGCGUGGUACGAUGCUGAAGAAGAUGUGAAGCCUGCUGUAGCUACUCAGACAGGACAGGACACUGCAGUUAUGGCAAAAGAUAGGCCCAAUGAAUCAACCAGCACAGAGGUCAGAAGCUCAGUACUCUGUGUUUCCAACCUGCCCAGUAAUGUGACAGAGAGUACCGUGAUGCAAUGGUUUGAGAAAUACCAAGUGUCUGAAGUCAGCUUUCCCACUUUAAAGAAUGAUGUCAGAGUUGCCAUAGUCGUGAUAAAUGGACUCCAAUCUGCCAAGGAUGCAGCGAGAGAGCUGCAUGGCUGCUGCAUGCAAGGCCAUACUUUACAUGUGGAGCACACCCACAAAGCCAUUGGUGAGAGCCAGGCCUCGGCCUCCAUCAGUGGAUCUGAGUUUUCACACCAUGCUGAGACUGACUCCAGCAGCACUGAAAGAAAGCUGAUAGCUCAACCGCCGCUUGGCUCCAGCGUCAAGCACAGGAAGGUGGUCUCGAUUUCCCCCACAGCCAAGGGGACCUGCGUGCCCCAACACUACGGCACCAUGGGCAGCUUCGAUAUCCUGAUGUCGGAGCUGACGCAGCGCCACCCGGACGUGGAAAGGCAGCGGAUUGUGGAUGCGCUGAUGGAGCUGAAGGCCGAGCACCAGGGCGUCCUCAGCGGCCUGCCCCUCAGGACCAUCCGGGAGAUGACGUCCGAGCUUCUGACCACGCCGGCGAGCGACGCAGUCACAAGGAAGCAAAGCUCAGUUCUUUAAAAUCAAGUUUUCUAACCAGUGAUUCGUUUAAAUAGCAUCAUAAGUGACGUAUUUCAAAGGAGAAGGCGGUUAUGUAAAGAGGCAAUUAAUUUAAAAGGAUUUAGAUUGCCUGAAAGUUGCUAAUAUUUGUAAGAAUCUACCAUUGUGUGUUCUAUUCAAGUUGUUGUAGUUUUUUCUUCAAAAGUUGGUACAGUGAAAGUUUAAAGGCUUCACACUGCUUACUCUGCUGUUGUUCGGCAGUUACAUUUAGUUUAGAAUUUCUUAAACAGUGUUUAAGGUUGCUCACAGUUGUAUAUGCAGCAGCUUGUUUUAUUUUUGAUAUUUCUGUUAAUAAAGCACGUUGGAAUAUUUCCCCAGCUCCAGCUUUGUUGUGCUGAAUGUGAGCCCUUAAGUAAAAUGUUUAAGUCAAUGGCAGUCGCUGACUCGUAGUCCUGCAUGCAGAGAGAAACAGAGCUGAUGAAACUUAUCAUUCUGAAUCUUUAGUUGAUGCAAAGCCAGGUGUUGAUGGCACUCUUGUAUGUGUCGUGUUAGGACUUUAAAGGGGGAUUCCGGUCAAUUCCAACGCAUAGUUUGGAAAUUUGGAGCGCUGUCGGC
Messenger RNA from Etheostoma spectabile (orangethroat darter), 3550 nucleotides. RefSeq names its product RNA binding motif protein 44 (gene rbm44). The transcript has 19 exons. The record is from RefSeq and is a predicted model, not a curated record. Lineage: Eukaryota; Metazoa; Chordata; Actinopteri; Perciformes; Percidae. Gene Ontology annotation, molecular function: RNA binding. Bases 245 to 2956 code for a protein of 903 amino acids.